AUGCAGAAAUUCGAUUUAGAACUCUCAAGAAGAGCAAACCCAUUGCUUUUUAGUCCGGAAAGAUACGAAGAGUAUCCAUUGAAAUACGAUGAAUUGAAACAGUACCUCCUUUCACAGAACCCCUCCCAUCCUCAUCAUAACAAUAGACCAUACACCUCUAUUGAUUACUUUGACUAUCUUCUGUAUAGAAAUAAAAACGACGACUCAGAAAUAGAUCUUGAUAGAAAGCUGGUGUCUGAGUUUGCUUUAUAUUACGUUCAAAAAGAGCACUUGAACUCUGAUGACUCGGACCCCACAUUUAAUGAGUUGUUAAGGCUGCAACCAUGUUCCACAGAAUGGUAUGAAAUGAUGCUUAAAAUUUUGCAGUCACUCAAUACUACCGGGAUAAACCAGCUUACAAAAGAGAAUAAUAACCAUUUCCUGCAUACUAAAAGGGUCAGGUCUUCCACUACUUUGGGUGGCACGGACAAACUUAACAGCAGUAGUAAUCAUAAUGGCCAUGCUAAUGACGAUAAAAACGAAGUACUCCAAGAACUGACCUCUUUCUUGAUGUCAAACUCCAUUCAAAAAGGCAUCGAUAUCAAACCUAUACCAUUAGAUGACCCUGUGAAGUUUUUGAAGAAUGGCAUAAAUUCGAUUUUGGACACCUGCGUAAACUUAGAGAAAACGACGUCAUCAACACAUACUUCGCUAAACGUUGCUGCAAUUCAAGAGGAAGACUCUUGUAAAAAAGUAGAGGAAUUAGAGACAGCGUUUAGUGAUUUACAACUGGCCCACAACUUCUUAACUAAACAGUUUGAGAACGACCGUGCUGAAUACGUGCAAGAUAUUGAGAAAUUGACUCGGACGAACAGAGAAUUGCAAGAUAAAUUACUUAACUAUCACUCAAAUUUGAGUAAAACUGAAAAAAAACUGCAUGACUUAGAACAAACAAAUAAAGAACUUGAAAAAGUGAGCAACAAAUUAAAUUCUAAUAAACAUAAUAUUAGUAUAUCGUCACCUGUGAGCUCCCCGGUCACUUGGGGUCCGAGUUCACCUUCUUCCGUAGGAAGCCCCACAAGCGGUUCUGGGUCACGAUCACUUUCCAUAAUGACAAGCGAAUUUAAAAAAGUUCUUACAAGUACCCAAAGAAAAUAUGAAAAAGAGUUGUCAGAUGAGCGUGAACAUAGGUGCAGACUAGAAAGGGAAUUAGCACUGUUGAAAAGUGGAGGUGCAAAAAGUCCGAUGGUACUCAGUGGAGACGGCCCAUCAGAUAUGUUAUGA
Saccharomyces mikatae IFO 1815 is the source of this 1263-nucleotide messenger RNA. It is a transcript of the gene PEA2, whose product is annotated as Pea2p. Lineage: Eukaryota; Fungi; Ascomycota; Saccharomycetes; Saccharomycetales; Saccharomycetaceae. The record is from RefSeq and is a predicted model, not a curated record. Bases 1 to 1263 code for a protein of 420 amino acids. The transcript has a single exon.